AUAACUUCUUAAUAAAUAUUGUUUAGGAGGUCCCUGGAAUGUUCAAUACUCCAAAUGUCAAAUUUCAACCUCAUGGGAACCUCACUCUAGUCACAGAGGAAAAUAUAGUAAGUCUAGAAGGGGCACACAAAACCCAGGGAAUGUGUGGAGCACACACAGCCAUCCUAACCAAGAAACAGUUGGAGCAACGGUUUCCUUGGCUUAAUACUAAUGGGUUGGGAGGAGGUUGCCUGGGUUUAGAGGGCGAGGGCUGGUUUGAUACCUGGAAUAUGCUGCAGAGUAUUAUUCUUAGAAAUAAAUAUUUAGGAGUUGAUUAUAUACAUGGAGAAGUUAUGUACGUGAAACGGCAUGCUAUACAUAAGGUUGAAGGGGAUGAUUACAGACCAUUCGAAACACAUGUUUUUAUACCAAAUAGUAAAAAGGUUUACCCCAUAGAGUUUAGUAAACUGGUUGUAGCAGCAGCGGGACAGUCAGGAAAUAUUGGUCGUAUGGCAGGAAUAGGACAAGGCAAAGGACCUCUAUAUAUGGACAUUCCCGUUGAACCAAGGCGAGGAUAUAUAUUUGAGAUUAAAUGUUCUGGAGGUCCGGGAUUAAACUCUCCUCUAAUCUCUGAUCCUAGUGGAUUAUUUAUCCGACGGAACGGAUUAAUCGGACACUAUCUAGUCGGUAAACUACCAGACCCAGAGGAGCCUCCUAUUCCUGAGAAUAUGUUUGGUGAUGUGGAUCCAGAAUAUUUUGAGGAAACCAUCCUUCCACUUCUUCAAUAUAGAAUACCAGGAUUUUCCGAUUAUACACUUAUCGACAGUCGACCUGUGGAUUUCGACCUAAAUUAUUUCGACGGAACCCCUAUUGUUGGCUUACACCCCAUCCUCGACAACAUAUUUAUGGCAACUGGAUUUAACGGCCGGGGACCUACGUACGGCCCUGCUGUCGGCCGUGGAAUUGCCGAGCUCUUGCUGGACGAUGGAUACCAGACGAUAGAUUUUAGCAGGUUCAGUUUUGACAGAUUUUUGAACAAAGUUGAGCUGAAGGAGGAGAUUUAUGCGUAAUAUUUAAAAAAAAAUUUAACCAUUUCAGA
This is a messenger RNA of Eurytemora carolleeae, 1078 nucleotides long. Its product is annotated as FAD-dependent oxidoreductase domain-containing protein 1. Gene Ontology annotation, cellular component: cytoplasm. Gene Ontology annotation, molecular function: oxidoreductase activity. The record is from RefSeq and is a predicted model, not a curated record. Lineage: Eukaryota; Metazoa; Arthropoda; Copepoda; Calanoida; Temoridae. The transcript has 11 exons. The coding region runs from base 39 to 1049 and encodes 336 amino acids.